AUGGCAGAUCAUCAUUGUUGUAGUUCACAUUCACAUUGUGAUGAAUCAUCAACUACUGAUGAAACAAAAUCAUCAUCUAGUCCAACACAUAAUUUCUCAUCAAAUGACAUUCAUAAACAUUUUAAUUCGAAUGAUAAUGAUAAUAUAAAUGAAGAAUCUCAAACAGUUUCACAAUUAUUUGAUAUAGCUUGGUCAAAUCAAAAUGAUUUACAAAGUUCAUCGGCUGACACAACAACAGAUGAUUAUUCAAGUAAACUUCUUCAUACAAUACGUUUACUUGAAUCAUUAGAAAAGCGUCUUAUAUCGCUUGAAUUAUUUAGUGAUAAUGAAAGUAUUGAUGAAGUAUCAACAACAAAUAUACGUUAUUUACUUCUCAAUGCAUAUCUUGCUUGGUUAUAUCAAACCAAACGUUCAAAACCAUCACAACGUCUUAUUAAUGUUCAACAUGCAUGUGAUUAUUAUUCGAAAUUUUUAACAAUGACAAGAAAUUAUGAAAUUCAUAAAUAUUCAAUUCCAAAAGCACCGACGAAUGAUGAUUGUGGUAAUAUGGAACAAUUGAACAGUAGAGAUGUUGAUAUGAUGAAAAUGGCACAAGAUCGAGCAUCGAAAAUUCAAGCUCAUUUAAAACGUCGUGAAGAAGAAGAAACUAUGCGAGCAUUUGAAGAAGCAAUGAAACAUGAUGGAAGUGAUGAAGAAGCUAAACGUAAAUUUUAUUUAAGUAAAAUUCGAUGGUGGGUAGAUACAGCAUUAAAUGAUCUUGUUUAUUUACAUGAUGAACUUCGAGUUUUACUUCAACGUAAAUCAAUAGAACCAACAAAUGAUGAUGAAUCUCAUCGACGACCUGGUCCUCUACCUCCUUCACGUCCUUUAAAACCAUUGGUGAUUACACGUGAUAUGUUACAAUCAAAAGCAAUUGGUCUUGGCUAUCCCAGUGCACCUACAAUGACAAUUGAUGAAUUUUAUGAGAGUCUUGCUCGACGUGGUCUUGCACCAACACCUGAACAAUCAAAAGCAAUGGCUUCUGGUCCUAAACUUCCGUCUGCCAGUGAUAUGGAAAAAGAAGAGGUUGCUAAAGAAGCACACGUUGAAAGAGAUGAUCCUGAUAUGAUCAGUUAUUUACGAUCAAAAGAUGACUAUAUGGAUGAUCAUCACCGUGGUGAAGGAAAUCGUCACAAUCGUUCUUAG
Molecule: messenger RNA, 1185 nt
Organism: Adineta steineri
Lineage: Eukaryota; Metazoa; Rotifera; Eurotatoria; Adinetida; Adinetidae
Source: the annotation of a GenBank genome assembly